Messenger RNA from Ailuropoda melanoleuca (giant panda), 585 nucleotides. It is a transcript of the gene RPL36AL, whose product is annotated as ribosomal protein L36a like. Gene Ontology annotation, molecular function: structural constituent of ribosome. The transcript has 2 exons. Gene Ontology annotation, cellular component: ribosome. The coding region runs from base 175 to 495 and encodes 106 amino acids. Gene Ontology annotation, biological process: translation. NCBI's taxonomy places the organism in Eukaryota, Metazoa, Chordata, Mammalia, Carnivora, Ursidae. The record is from RefSeq and is a predicted model, not a curated record.
CUUCCCCGCCGCGUCCGGAGACGACCGGCCGCCGCUGCCUGCUGCCUAUUGGCUCGCGGCACUGUCGCUCACGCUCAGUUCCUACUUCCGCUUCAGCCUCCCUUUCCUGCUAGGCGCGAGCGGAGCGGGGCGAGGAGCGUGGAGACGGAGUUUCCCGAAAGCGCUACUGCAGAGAUGGUCAACGUUCCUAAAACCCGAAGGACUUUCUGUAAGAAGUGUGGAAAACAUCAGCCUCACAAAGUGACCCAGUAUAAGAAGGGCAAGGAUUCCCUCUACGCCCAGGGAAAGAGGCGCUAUGAUCGGAAGCAGAGUGGCUAUGGUGGGCAGACAAAGCCAAUAUUCCGGAAGAAGGCUAAAACCACAAAGAAGAUUGUGCUGAGGCUUGAAUGUGUGGAACCCAACUGCAGGUCCAAGAGGAUGCUGGCCAUUAAGAGAUGCAAGCAUUUUGAACUGGGAGGAGAUAAGAAGAGAAAGGGUCAAGUGAUCCAGUUCUAAGCUUUGAGAUUCUCUUACUUUUGAGAAGAAAAUGUUGACGCUGUAGAAAAAUUACCUGUAUGAAAAUAAAUAGUGAUAUUUUUACCCAAA